Molecule: messenger RNA, 2434 nt
Organism: Ambispora gerdemannii
Lineage: Eukaryota; Fungi; Glomeromycota; Glomeromycetes; Archaeosporales; Ambisporaceae
Source: the annotation of a GenBank genome assembly
AUGACACUUGAACUAAAACAUUUUGGCGUCAUCAUCGUUAUGCUUUUUAAAAACGUGAGGACUUUAUUGAACAGAACUAACUCUCUAGCAUUAAACAGACAAACUAAAUGUAUCGCUAAUCUUGACAGACGCCAAACUUUGCUUCCAAAGCAACGAGCUCAUUUUUCAUUAUUUGCUGAUCCUUCAAAAUUAGCCCUUUUCAGACUUUCUCACGCGACUAUAAAACCUUCUAUCGCUAUCGCUUCUUUCGCGAGUAUGGCAAACGUUGGAUUCGAUAAUUCACCGUUUUGGAUUGCGAAAACGCCAAAAGAACGCGAUAACCCUGUACUGAACUGGGACAGGUUUCCCAACUUUGCGGCGAUAACUCCAGAAAAUAUACUUUCUGCCAUGGAAAUACUCUUGCCACGAGUAGAAAAAGAGUUUUUGGAACGAGAAGCGAGUUUCACGCCGAGUUGGGAAGGAACUAUUGGGUUAGUGCAAGAGAUUGAGGAUGAUUUUGAACGCGCAGUAAAUAUUCCUAUGCAUUUGAAAAAUGUUAAAGAAUCUAAGGAACUUCGGGAAGUUAUUGAAAAAAUACAGCCCAAAAUCACGAAGCUUACUCUUCGAAUGAACCAAUCUUAUAAAUUAUACAAAGCUUUGACAGAACUCGCGAAUAAUCCAGAAAGUUUUGCCGCCCUGUUGCCAGCGCAACAAAGGAUUGUGCAGCUAAAUAUUCAACAAAUGCAACUUGCUGGUGUAGGACUUGUCGAUGGCUCACCAGAGAAAAUUCGGUUUAACGAAAUUAGUAAUAGACUAUCAGUACUUGGAUUAAAGUUCUCGGAUAAUGUUUUGGAUGCGACUAAAGCUUUCGCAGAAAUUGUGAAAGAUCGAGAGACACUUCGUGGAUGUCCUGAUCAAUUGUUGAAACUUAUGGCUAAUUCUGCUAAAGAUAAAGGGUUUGGUGACGGAGAUCCAGAACAGGGCCCUUGGGCCAUAACAUUCGAUGAACCUUGUAUUUAUCCAUUCUUGAAGUUUUGCGCGAAUCGUUCACUGCGUGAAAAAAUAUUUCGUGCUUUCAAUACCCGUGCUUCUAACAAUGAACCCAUAAUUAACGAGAUAUUAAAGCUUCGAAAUGAGGAGGCGUCGCUUCUAGACUUUCCACAUUUCGCAGCUUUAUCGCUUUCGCACAAGAUGGCCGGUACACUAGAAUCUGCUAAUAAGCUUAUCCAGGAUAUCUUUGAAGCUGCGAUACCUGCCGCCAAGCGCGACUUCGAGAACCUUACGCUCUUUGCCAAAAAUCAACUUGAGCUAAACUUGCCAAUUCAACCAUGGGACACGCACUAUCUGGCCGAGGAAUAUCGAAAACACCUGUUCAAGUAUUCUGAUGCCGAAAUAUCCAAAUAUUUUACAUUUCAAAAAGUGAUCAAUGGAUUGUUUGAAUUGACGGAAGAACUUCUGGGUGUUCGUGUACAGGAAGUUGAUCAGGAAAAAGAGGGAUUCACGACUUGGCACAAAGAUGUUAAGGUGUACAAGAUGUUAGAUAAGUCUACUGAGGCACCAUUGGCUUACUUUUAUGGAGAUUUCUAUAGUCGUCCGGGAGAAAAAAAAGGAGGUGCGUGGGUGGCUAUUUGUGCUACCCGAAGCAAGGAUUUCAAAACAGGCCAAGUACGAUUCCCAGUUGGAUAUAUGAAUUGCAAUGCCCCACCACCUUCAGUAAAUUCCACUAAUCCAUCUACAAUGACUUUUCGGGAUGUACAAACGAUAUUCCACGAGUUUGGGCAUGGUUUACAACAUUCUCUGACCACAGUGGACUUUCCGCAAGUAUCUGGGAUUCAUGGUAUUGAAUGGGAUUUCGUAGAGGUCGCUUCACAAUUCAUGGAAAACUUUGUUUACGAGCCUGAGAUAAUUUCGCGAUUAUCGGCGCAUGUCGAGACUGGAAAACCAAUGCCCGAAGAUAUGAUCAAUUCACUAGUGAAGGAUCGUCAAUACCUCGCGGGAUUGACGACGACACGACAACUUCAUUUCGCCCAAGUGGAUUUAACCCUCCACUCAAAUUUCACACCGCCUGAACCUACUGCAGUGAAUGCAAAUCAGAAAACUGUUUUUGAUCUCUAUAAAGAAUUGGCGCAACGAAUGCUGGUUAUUCCCGUGUUGCCAGAAGACCGAUUCUUGUGUAGUUUCCUACAUAUUUUUAGCGGAAUGUAUUCUGAUGGCUAUAGUGCAGGAUAUUACAGUUAUAAAUGGUCAGAAGUUUAUUCGGCGGACGCAUACGCUGCUUUUGAGGAAGCGGUUGAGAAUCUGCCGCCUGAAGAAAAGAAGGCCAAAUUGGCGGAAGUUGGUCGUCAUUAUCGUGAAACUUUAUUAUCUUUGGGAGGAGCCAUUAAUCCACGACAAGUAUGGAAAUUAUUCCGUGGUCGGGAAGAAGUGGAUAUUAAACCAUUGUUAAGACAUGCUG